AUGGUUGCAUUCCAUCAAGUGUAUAGUGGUAAAUUUUAUCGUUCAAUACGAUUUAUACUACGUCGUAAGCCGUGUCUCUAUAUAACAGCAAUUUUAUGUUUAAGUGCUGUAAUUCUUGCUCUGUUACUUCUUGGUGCUAUAAAAUUUUAUAAUUCAUCGGUGCGUGAAUUACGUGUUGCUCGUCGAGAAGAGAAAAUUCUUGCACGUUAUAUAAAUCGAAUUGAUUUCUUUCAUUGCAAUUAUAAUUUCAGCUCAGAAGCUGAUAUUGAGCAAUGUAAUGCAUGUGGUGAUGCUUCAUUUGUUCAUCUACCAGUGAGAACAUUAAACAAUCUUGAUGUAACAUGUGUUGAUCUAAGUCAUUGGACAAAAUGUUUUGAUGAAAAUGUGGAAUGUAAUAGUUUAGCAAAUUUACCUUAUCAACAAUGCGAAGGAUUACGUGGUAUUCCCGUACGUGAAAGUGAAGCUAUUUCAAGUGACUUAUUUGUUAAGUUGCUUACAGCAAAUAUUACAUUGCUAAUGAAUGAAACAGUUGUGUCACAGCAAAUUGUCGCACUUUGUCCAAGAUGUCACUUUUUUGGCAGACCAUAUCAAUCAUCUAUGGGAACAUGUGUUCAAAAAUUACAUACAAUGCGUCCUGGUUGGCCAAUGCAAUUUCAAUGGUGUGAUUGGUAUCAACCUUCUGAUGGAUGUUUUUAA
Messenger RNA from Brugia pahangi, 696 nucleotides. The record is from the annotation of a GenBank genome assembly. Lineage: Eukaryota; Metazoa; Nematoda; Chromadorea; Rhabditida; Onchocercidae.